AUGGCGACUUCCGGCCAUCGGCCUGAGGUUCCGUCACGCGAGAAGUCAACGUCGGCCCCCUCCAUAAUACGACGGGAACGCAGCCGACGGAUCCUCAAUCUGGUCACAAACUCGAUCAUUCCUUGCUUCACCCUCCACCUCUCGAAUGCAUGCAACCGGCUUGCUAUCGCCAUCGUCCCGUCAGAUGUCCUCCGAGCCAGCGGUCCAGUCACUGAGCAGAACAUUGUGGCGCCAGCACUGCCGAAUGAGACGACCGCGUCGGUCAUUCCUCUUACUGGGGACGAGAACCGUUCUUCCUUCUGGACGCAGUACGCCGUGGUGCAGGAAGUGGAUGUAGUGCUGCGAUGGGAGCUGUGCGGCUCUUCAACUAUACCCAAGGACGUACGUCCUGAAGAUGACCAGUCAAACCCUCCGUCACCCCCAGUCCAGCCGCAAGACACAGCAUCGCGCCCAGCACCCCCAUCUAAAAAGUCCUGGCUAAAGAGAACAUUCGUGUUGCCUGGCCCAGACCACGAUCCGACCGGGGAAACCGGGAAAUGGAAUCUCGGCUGGCGGGAGUCCGACUCUCCCACCGGCGAAGGCAGCUCUUGGAGUGACCGCCCGCUAGGAGCGCAUUCGUCAGGGACGAGAAUGAGAACGAGAACAAGGACGCUACAGCCAGACGAAAUUGAUGUGCAUACGAACUUGCAGGACGUGAGUUUCCGCACGGAGAGCGAGCUGGGAUUACUGGAGACAACCACUGUCAGGUGUAUUUGGGUGGAGAUCGAGGUCGGUAUAUAG
Capronia epimyces CBS 606.96 is the source of this 780-nucleotide messenger RNA. RefSeq lists its product as uncharacterized. NCBI's taxonomy places the organism in Eukaryota, Fungi, Ascomycota, Eurotiomycetes, Chaetothyriales, Herpotrichiellaceae. The transcript has a single exon. The record is from RefSeq and is a predicted model, not a curated record. The coding region runs from base 1 to 780 and encodes 259 amino acids.